UUUUUUCGCUUCGGAACGUAUUUUUGGAGAAGAAACCGUCGCUGAGACAUUGGAGGUCAGGCCAAAGUGCUUGACACAUCGCCGAUGGCCAAGGUUAAGGUUCAAGACGUGCCCAUGCCACGGCGUCCGCCGGGCUACUACGAGGAGGUGAUCUUGAAGAAGUACUGGAGAAAUUGUAAGGUUGUAGAUGGUAAGGAGAUUUGUGGAGAGGAAGUGGACUGCAGCAACGCAAUCAAAGUGCUUUUAGACAUCAACCCCCACGAGCUCAAAAGGGUGGAUGAUAAUUCCGAACGGUUUGAGCUGGUUUUCAUCAUGAAGAUGUACUGGUUGGAUCCCUUGCUCCACAGCUUCCCCACGAAGCUCAUUCGCCGGCGUCCCGAGCCGCAGCUGAAGCCUUUUGAGCCGCCUUUACAGGAAGUGGAGGGUAUCGUGCGGCGGAAGUACAAGAAUGGAGACCUCCUCUUCGUCGAGAAGGAAGGCGAUGCUCGGUACAAGAAGGCGGUGCUCAUCAAGAAAGAUGAUUAUGUGAAGAUGGAGGAGCCUGCCUGGGACCAUUAUUUCUUUCCCAACUACACUUUCCUGAACCUCGUCAGCACCGAUGGUGAUGCCGGCUGUGCUAAGCUCCAGUGGUGUGGCGAGGAGGGUGGCUUCGUGGAGUAUGCGCGGCGCUAUGAUGCCGUCUUUCAGGAGACCUUGGAGCUUCGACGCUUUCCGAUGGAUCGCCAGCUUUGCAGGAUCAAACUGACGGCAGAGGCGGACAUCCAGACCUUUCAGUUCGUGGUGUUGGAAGGUGAGAAGCAAAUCUCGCAAGUGAGCCAUGACGAGUGGCGCGUCGAGAAUCAUAUGCAGAAGAAGUGCACCACGUACAUCCGCUAUGCCGAUGAGAAGUUCCCUUACCCUGUCCAACGAUCAAGUGUCAAGACCGUGCUACAUUUGCAGCGCAAAGGUGACUAUUACUUCCACAACGUGCUGAUCAACAUUUUUUUGGUGAAUGUGAUUGCCCUCUUCAGCUUUGCAGUCCCCGUCUCCGAUACCGGCGAUCGGCUGAGCUUACUGUCCACCACGCUGGUGGCAGUGACUGCGUAUCAGACGGUGAUCAACCAAUCGAUCCCGCGGAAGGCCUACCUCACAGCCUGUGACAAAUAUGUGAUCUUCGCAGUCAUUUUCCAGGUCCUCAUCGGAAUCGAGACCACCAUCGUGGCCUUCAUCUUUCAGUACCAUGAUUGGGAUGAGGAGAUGCCAGCGCGGAUCCGACUCAUUGAUUCAAUUGUUGGGAUGGCCCUGGGCACUUUGUGGAUCGUCAGCAAUGGCGCCAUUUUGCUCUUCUUCCACACACUCCGCGACAGCUGGAAGGCGGUCUAUGAGAUGAACGAAGAACCAUUCGCUCCGAUGCUGAAGUGCCUGAAGUGCCGCGAAAAGUGGCAUUGCAAACAGGCCACCCACAGCGAGGAGCCCCAAAGACAGGUGUGUCCCUUCUGUGGUGAGCAAUCUGCCCAGCUUCGGAAGCACUAUUAUACGCCCAGCUCCAAGG
Durusdinium trenchii is the source of this 1531-nucleotide messenger RNA. NCBI's taxonomy places the organism in Eukaryota, Dinophyceae, Suessiales, Symbiodiniaceae. The record is from the annotation of a GenBank genome assembly.